Penicillium nucicola is the source of this 882-nucleotide messenger RNA. RefSeq names its product COG1/VPS51 family protein. Gene Ontology annotation, cellular component: EARP complex; GARP complex; membrane. The record is from RefSeq and is a predicted model, not a curated record. The coding region runs from base 1 to 882 and encodes 293 amino acids. The transcript has a single exon. Gene Ontology annotation, biological process: retrograde transport, endosome to Golgi; endocytic recycling; lysosomal transport. Lineage: Eukaryota; Fungi; Ascomycota; Eurotiomycetes; Eurotiales; Aspergillaceae.
AUGUCGACUCUGUCCUCCCCUCGCCCGUCAAUUGCCUCCUCGCGAGCCCCUUCUCCAGGGCCGCCUUCGUCCCGACCUUCUCUCGAUACCCUCAAUACCAACGUCAACGGCGGGCUCAGCGCCGCUUCUACCCCAUCCACCGCGCGGGCUCUCUCCCCCUCAUUCAACCCCCGACGGAAUCGCAGCGCCCUUCGUGAUUAUUAUAACCUCAAACCUCCUGGUGCGGACUCGUCUGCGUCUAGGGAUGCCUCCCGAUCACGCAGUGUACCGCGGAAUACCGAUGCCGGAGAUCUAUCCAACCCAUCCGCUUUAGCCUCAGGGACUGAGCUUGACAGCGCGGACUUUGACCCACAUCGCUAUGUCGAGCACCUUCUUUCUUCUUCAACUCUAUCCACGGUUCUCAAGGCCGAGAAUACGCUUGUUGGAGAUAUCCGGACUCUCGACGGAGAGCGGAAGGCACUCGUUUACGAUAACUACUCGAAGCUCAUUCGUGCUGUGGAGACGAUUGGAAAGAUGCGACGCAGUAUGGAUGAGCGUGGUGCUCCGUUGACCAUGACAAAGACCUUGGGUCCGGCAAUUGCGUUUGUUGCUGAGACUGCGGGCGGACUCAUUAAAGAAGGAGAAGAGCAACGACAGCGAAUGAAAGAGGCUAAGGCUGAAGAUGGAGCCUGCGGGUUGAAGAACGAGAAGGAUACUGUCCGGUGGGUGCUUGGCGCACCCCGGAGACUGGAGAAGCUUGUAGCGGAGGAUAAGCAGCAAGAUGCGGAGAAUCACUGGAAAGAGAUCCAGCACUUGCUUGACGCUUGGGGUGAAGUCAAGGGUGUUGCUGAGAUUCGGGAAUCAUGCGAAAAGGUUAUGAGCCAGACAGGCCAUGAUGAUUGA